Molecule: messenger RNA, 405 nt
Organism: Nematocida homosporus
Lineage: Eukaryota; Fungi; Microsporidia
Product: histone H2B
Exons: 1
Coding region: 1-405 (134 amino acids)
Cellular component (GO): nucleosome
Molecular function (GO): protein heterodimerization activity; structural constituent of chromatin; DNA binding
Source: RefSeq, a predicted model, not a curated record
AUGAGAACAGCAGACGGCAAGCCAGCAGAAAAGCGACCAGCAGGCAAAGCACCAGCCAAAGGUCUUGGAUCGUCCGAGAAGAAGAAGUCUAAACCUUCCCAUGCCCAUAAGAACCACUACAAUUUUAGGUCCUCAGUCAAGCGUAUGCUUAAGAGUACCUACCAAGCCUCUCCUCCACAGGUUUCUGGUCCCGUUGUAGAAAGCCUGUGUAAUAUAGUUCAUGACGUCAUUGAGAGACUCUCCCUGGAGUGUGCGACUUUAGCCCGAAAAGUUGGUAAGCAAACGAUCAACCUAGAGGAAGUAACCUCAGCGGCCCAAGUUAACUUGACAGGUGAACUGCGUACCCAUGCCCUGAAGGAGAUUAAGGAAGCCGUAGCCAAAGUACCUACUAAGGCCUCUAAGUAA